AUGUUAGGGAUUGAUUUGAGAUUCAAUGGUGUUCGUGCGUAUGCUUGGCGUGGUUUCAGUUCUCGACAUUUUCGCUUGUUGUCUACUCUUUGUCGAUUAACUAAUGAAACUGUAACUCAUGCUAUCAAAACCUUUGGUAUACAAAAACUGGUUACACUCGAUGUGAUCAAAGAAGAUGAUUUUAAUAUUCAAUUAAAUACCACUCUCAAUCAAUUUAAACAAACACUUAUAAUAAACUUUGAUCUUCUCAUUAACACGAUUCAACUUCUCAUUCAGUUACUAUUUAAUCUCACGGGUCCAGUAAACAUGAAAACGAAGAUAGUGGAUUGUAUCUGUGCUACUGAUCCUUAUUGUCAAACAUCAGUGGUUGAUCCUAUAGAUCAAAUGUAUAUUUGGAACCCUACCACAUCGUUUAAUGAGGUUCCGGGACAAGUUAUUGGUUGCUUCAAUUUUGAUUCUGUACUCCUGUCGACACUCGAAUGCUACUAUUCAGAUUCUUGUCUGGCUUUAAGUUAUAAAUAUAUAAACUUUACAUUGGAUCAAUUUGAUACAGGCCUCAAGAAAGUAAAUGCCAAGUUACUUGUUUAUGAUCCAGAAGCGAGUCGUUUUCCUCCAAAUACAUCAAUCGAAACGAUAUUGAAAGAAUUAAUGAUUGAACAGUGGAAUUCAUCAUUUGCAUUUGAUCGAUAUUAUGAAACCUGUGCGCCGAUCAAAUGUACUUACUCUCAAGUAACACGUACGAGUAGUUUUAUUGGAACAGUUCUAUUACUAAUGUCAUCGAUCGGUGGUCUUUCCGCUGCUCUACGGUUAAUAACACCGUUGUUGAUAAAAAUUAUUGUUCGUAUGAAAAGACAAAGAGCUCCAGGGCAGCCAAAACAACAAUCACAAGGUAAUUGUUUUUCAGAUCUUGAAUAUAUAUGUUCAAGUGUAUUUACUUCACGACAAUGGCAAACCAAUAUUACUAAAAGUCUUGUUCCUGAUCUUUCUGUUUAUCUUAUCAAAGAUUAUCGUCGUUUUGUUUCAUCUCAUCUUCAAUUUCUUUCUCAUUUAUGUGAUCUAGCCACAAAUUCUAUGAAUAAUACAAUUGAUCAAUUUCUUUCUUCGUUUCUGUUGACUAAUGAACUCCUAUCAUCUCAUGAACUAGAUAUGCAUAUUGAAUUACUUGUGGAUCAAACUCGAUUAAGUGCUCCUGUUAACUUUCAAAAUCGUCUUUUUCUCCUUCGAACAGCCAGUCAUGCUACACCUAUCAUUUCAACUUAUGGAACUAAUUUUCGCUUUAUCGUUCCAUGGCUUAAUGCCAAUUCUUCUUCUGCAAUAACUUAUGCAUUAACAUAUGACAAUAAUUGUUCGUGUGCAUUAGAUAUGACAUGCAAUACUCAAGCAGGAUUUUUUUCACAAAAUGGAUCUGUUUUUAUACCAAUUAAAGGUUUGAAAAUGGGUUGUACACCAAGUGAAGCAUUAUUAGGUUCGACAUUAGAAUGUUUCUAUGAUUCAUUGUGUAUCAAUCGUAUUCAAGAGUAUACUAUUGCUGCGAACAAUUCAAUAAACAUCAUUAAUUAUUCAUCACUUUCCAUUAACAAUAGUCGAUUCUUGAUCAAUUCAACAGUAAUGGAGCUUAUCAAUGAUCUUUUUAUAGAGGAUUGGAUGACAAAUAUAAGUUAUCCUGCAUAUUUUGCCAAAUGUUCACCCUCUUCAUGUUCGCAUUCUUUUAAACAACAAUAUAGUUUAAUCUAUACGAUAACUUUGUUAAUUGGCCUCUAUGGUGGAUUAACAUUCAUUUUCAAAUGGAUAUGUCCUAAAUUAGUUGUGUUGUUCAGUAAAAUGUAUCGAUAUUUGAAAAAACGAAGAAAUAUUGUUCAAUCCGAUUUAUCAAUCACUGUAACGACUGUUGAAAACACUGUUACUAUACAACAAACAACUAAUGUUCACAAUAUCGUUGUACAUUCAGAUGAACAACCUACAAGUUCAUUACAUACGAUGCAAUUUUCUUCGAGAACAAAUCGGUUUUUCAUCUUGGGGAUUAUACUAUUCGUAGUUAUGAUAAUUGCUUUAGUCAUUGUGUCUAUUUACUUGAAUCUUUUGGCGAAACGAAUUGAUACAAUAUUUACAAUACCAUCAACAGUGAGUACAAUGAUCACAACACCCAGUAUGAUCAUUUCAUCAACGCCAGAAUCACUUUGUCAAGUGACAUUUCAAUUAUCAUCAACGUACCCGACUAAUGGUAAUACUUAUGGAUCUCAUCUUGCGGCAGGUGAUUUCGAUAACAAUGGCUAUUUAGAUAUUCCUUUUGUUAAUCCAGGACCUGACACUAUGGCAAUAUUAUUGAAUAAUAACGAUGAAAGUUUUAGAGUGCAAAUACUUUAUUCAUUCGAACAACAAGAUGACCCACAAUGGAUUGUUGUUGAAGAUUUUAAUAACGAUGGCCAUGCAGAUAUCGUUGUCAUUCAUUAUACAGGUUACAUGAUGAGUAUCUUUCUUAGUAAUGACGAUGAAACUUUUCAGACUCGAAUGACAUCGUCAACAAGACCUAUAUUUGGUGGAAAAACUGCUGUUACUGUUGAUUUUAAUGGUGAUGGUAAUUUAGAUCUCAUUAUUGGUGGUGACGGUUUGUGUGUAAAGUUUGGUGAUGGUACAGGUACUUUUAGUGCAUCAUUGGUGGUUGCAGCUGAUAUCGUAUCUACAGACAUGAUUAUGACUGGCCAUUUCAAUGAUGAUGAUCAACUUGAUCUGGUUGUCUUGGACAGUUAUGAUGCGAAUAUAAAAGUUCUAUUGAAUGAUGGUCGUGGAGAUUUCAGAUUAUCUACCGAAUUUUCCACUGGACAGUAUUCUAAUCCAAAUUCAUUUACUUUGUCUGACUUCAAUAAUGAUAAUCGCUUGGAUUUGGCUGUUGCGAAUACAGAUAAGAGUAAUAUAGGCGUUUUUCUUCAGAAUAGCAAUGAAACAUUUAGUCAAAAAAUAACAUAUUUUACUGGAACAUACAGUCAUCCAACUACGAUAGUAGCAGCGGAUUUUAAUAAUGAUGGUCAGAUAGAUCUGAUUGUCACCAAUAAGUAUUUGCAUAAUUUUGGUAUUUUUCUUGGGUCCGGUGAUGGAACAUUUUUCCCAUCAUCGACGUUUUCCACGGGCCCCGAUAGCACACCGACAGAACUUAUUGCAAGAGACUUCAACAAUGACAGAAAAUUAGAUCUUGCGGUUGUGGAUGAAACAAAUAAUAAUAUACUUAUUUUAUUCAAUACAUGUACUUGUUGUGUUGAUGGAGUUCUUCAACAACAAUAG
Adineta steineri is the source of this 3276-nucleotide messenger RNA. The record is from the annotation of a GenBank genome assembly. NCBI's taxonomy places the organism in Eukaryota, Metazoa, Rotifera, Eurotatoria, Adinetida, Adinetidae.